Miniopterus natalensis is the source of this 839-nucleotide messenger RNA. NCBI's taxonomy places the organism in Eukaryota, Metazoa, Chordata, Mammalia, Chiroptera, Miniopteridae. The record is from RefSeq and is a predicted model, not a curated record.
AGGGAGAGAGGGAGACAGCCACAGCCUCCUGCCCCUGACACAGCUGGGCCAGCCACGAAAGUCUCCACAGCAUGUGGGAACUCCGGUCCAUAGCCUUCUCCAGGGCCGUGUUUGCAGAGUUCCUGGCCACACUCAUUUUUGUCUUCUUUGGCCUGGGCUCAGCCCUCAACUGGCCUCGGGCCCUGCCCUCUGUGCUGGAGAUCGCCAUGGCCUUCGGCUUGGCUAUUGGCACCUUGGUGCAGGCCCUGGGCCACGUCAGCGGCGCCCACAUCAACCCUGCGGUGACUGUGGCCUGCCUGGUGGGCUGCCACGUCUCCUUUCUCCGAGCUGCCUUCUACGUGGCUGCCCAGCUGCUGGGGGCCGUGGCAGGAGCUGCUCUGCUCCAUGAGAUUACACCAGCAGACAUCCGAGGGGACCUGGCUAUCAAUGCACUCAACAACAACACAACAGGUGGCCAGGCCGUUACUGUGGAGCUUUUCCUGACCCUGCAGCUGGUGCUCUGCAUCUUUGCCUCUACAGAUGAGCGUCGUGGAGACAACCUGGGCACCCCUGCCCUAUCCAUUGGCUUAUCUGUGGCCCUGGGUCACCUCCUUGGGAUCCACUACACUGGCUGCUCCAUGAAUCCUGCCCGCUCCCUGGCUCCAGCCGUUGUCACCGGCAAAUUUGAUGAUCACUGGGUAAUGCAUGAAACCUCCCUGCUUUUCCUCCCCUCCCCCAGAAGCCCUUCUCAGCGAGGGCUGGAGCAGAGUGGGGUGGGGGCCCAGCAAACCCUCCUGGGCCCCGGGGUCCCACCCUGCGGGUCCGCUGCUGACAGACUCAGUGUCCCCGUCUGUGGGUGA